AUAAUCACACAACCACAACCACAGUGUCACAUGUCAGCCAGGAAAGUCCCUCGCUUGUCUCUGUUGUGUGUGUGUGUCUUUGUGUGUGUGGAAAUCCCCAACCCUGGGCUUUUCUUCUUUUACUUCAAAUAUUCCACGUUAGUAGUAAAACAGGGAAGGGGGUGAAGAAGGGAGGAAGCCACCGCCGCCGCCGCCGAGGGAGGAAAGCCCGUCCUCCAAAGCCUUCCCGCCCCGAGGGCCGGUUACGACAGCACUACUAUAGCCCCGCUCACACGACACGCAAGGGCGACACGCGUCUUCCGUGGAGCCAGGGUUAGGGCUAGCAUGACUCCCCAGAGAGGCAUCCAUUGAGGAGGAUCUGUUGGCGUCUUUCUGUAUUUAUUUCCCCCCUGCCUCGCUUUCCAAGCUGAACACACGAGAUUCCAUUGAAGGGCACCGUGGAAAUUAAAGUGGAACCAUAGUGCAAUAUAUAGUGUGAAUAAACCCUUGGACAGAAGUCACAUUCCAUCUGGGAAAUCUAUAAUAUCUCUGGGAUCUGGCUAUAUGGUUUCUUCUGAAAAAAUGGCUGGUUCACAAGUUAUUCCUCAAGCUUUAUAUUUGAGCAACAUGUUGAAGGCUGUGAAGAUAAGGGAGAGAAUGCCUGAAGACCUCGUCAAGUGUACCAAUGGGAUAAUCCAUCAUUUCAAGACAAUGCAUAGAUAUACCAUAGAGAUGUUUAGAAUGUGUCAGUUUUGUCCACAGUUCCAAGGGCUUCUUCAAAAAGCUCUUAUUGAUCAAACAACCCAGACCUCCCUAGAACGUCAGCGGAAGCUGAACUGGUGUCGAGAAGUUAAAAAACUUAUGCCAUUGAAGACAAAUGGUGAUGGAAAUUGCCUCAUGCAUGCUGCAUCCCAGUACAUGUGGGGUGUCCAAGAUGUUGACCUGCUCCUGAGAAAAGCACUAUUUAGUGUUCUCAAGGAAGUUGAUACACGAAACUUUAAACUGCGUUGGCAACGGGAGACUCUAAAAUCACAGGAAUUUGUGGCAACAGGCCUCUGCUAUGAUACAAGGAACUGGGAGGAUGAAUGGGAGAAUCUCAUCAAGAUGGCAUCAGCAGAAACUUCAGUUGCCCAACAGGGCCUCCAGUAUAAGUCUUUGGAAGAAAUACACAUAUUUGUCCUUGUUAACAUCUUAAGACGGCCAAUCAUCGUUGUGGCAGAUAAGAUGCUUCGAAGCCUUCAGUCAGGUUCAAGCUUUUCUCCUCUGAACAUUGGUGGGAUUUACUUGCCUCUCCAUUGGCCAGCGGAAGAGUGUUACCGUUAUCCCAUCGUCCUGGCCUAUGACAGCAUGCACUUCACACCACUGAUUGUUCUGAAGGACAGUGGCCCAGAGAUUCGGGCGGUCCCAUUGGUCACUUGUGAAAAGGGCAAGUUUGAAGACUUGAAAGUGCACUUUCUCACAGACUCUGAAGAAAGGGAAAAAGAGAAGCUGCUGAGAGACUAUCUGAUGAUGAUAGAAAUUCCUGUGCAAGGCUGGAACCCUGGAACAACACAUAUAAUUAACACAGCAAAGUUGGAUGAUGGCAACUUGCCUAAAGAGAUUAAUCUAGUGGAAGAUUAUUUUCAGCUGGUGCAGCAUGAGUACAAGAGGUGGCAAGAGAACACUGAAGCUACUGGAAGGGAAGCAGGCACAAGGGACCGGCUUCAAUUGCACCUGUCUCAGCUGUCCCUCGUAGAGGCAAAAUGCGAAACUCCCCAUUGCCCUUUCUAUAUGUCCGUUAGCACCCAGCCCUACUGCCACGAGUGUUUUGAACGGAAACAGCAGGGGAGUAAUACAAAGGGGCAGAAUUUGAGGAUAGGGGGUGAGAAACCCUGGGCAAAUAGAUCUGGUUCACCAAAGGGUGAAUGUCGUGAGCUUGCUGCACAGACAUGUGAAAAUCCUGAGACAGGCCCUCGCUCUGCACCCCCGACAGCCCCAAGUCUUUUUCUGUACAGUGAAACCACUGCCAUGAAGUGUAGGACUCCAGGCUGCCCUUUCACCCUGAAUGUGCAAUAUAAUGGGCUCUGUGAACGCUGCUAUAACUCGACAGAGCUGAAUCCUUGCAAAAGCCCAGAUGACACGAGGCAUUUGGACUGUGUGACCUGUACUUUCUGCCUCAAGGACACCAAUAGGACUUUCAAUGGCAUGUGCAGCACUUGUUUCAAAAGGACUACAGACCGGUUGUUGAAUACCAGCCCGAGUGCCACGUUGCCAGGCCAUCAGAGGUCCACGUCUGAUCCUACCCAUCUCUCACAAAGCUUUUUGCCAAGUUCACACCACACUGUUACCAGUAGCAGUGUGAUCGAGCCACUGCCACAUGCUCAGUCCCAAAGAGCAGAAAAGAGGAGGGGGAGUAGUAAAUGCAGAAAGCCUGGAUGCAGCUUUUUUGGAACUCCUCAGAAUGAAGGCUUUUGCACACUGUGUUAUUUUGAGUACCGGGAAAAUAAAGAUGCCUCACUGCUUCAUCACAGAAGGUCUCCUGCCUUGGGGCACUCUGGAACCUCUGCUGCCGUAUACCAGAACACUGUUUCCUGCCUGGGUCGAGAGUGUGACACUAUAGGAAGCACAAUGCUUGAGGGAUACUGCCAGAAAUGUUUUAUUGAAGCACAGAGCAAGCGGCUCCGGGAAGCCAGAAGGACAGAAGACCAACUAGUGAGACAGUCAGAACGAAUAGGACAACACAGAGAGUUACACCAGACGACCUCAAGCUCCCAGAAGGGCAGGUGUGCCACAGCUUCUUGUAGGAACCAUUUAACCACUAGGAGUGAGGAACUGUGCCAGCAUUGCCUGCGAGCCAACCAGCGGGCACAGUCUGGGGCACCUCGGGGAGACCAUUCCACAGACGAACUCCCUAAACAGCGCUGCCGAGCUCCCGCCUGUGAUCACUAUGGCAACAGCAAAUGCCACGGGUACUGCAAUGAGUGCUACCAGUUCAAACAGAUCUAUGGAUAGUAAGAAGGAAUAAACACAAUGGCUCUUGUCUUUCUAAAGGAAUCAACAACAAAAAGAAGAGGAAAUGGUGCUAUGUCCAAAACCCUUAAUUGUCCUGCUGUCACCUGGCUUUCUUCACUGCCUGUGGAAGGAAUGUGUGAUUUGCCAGACAAAAUAAUAAGCUGAAUAAGCUAAGUAGACGGAUGUAAACACACACAGAGAUGAAUGUGUUUGGGGACGCAUGGAUACCCAUUUGUGACACAGAGGAGAACACAUAGUCCAGACUUAUAUAUACCAGGACAGAAAAGCAGUUUGUUUUCAGUGCAGAUGACUAUGACAGGAUGUUUAUGUGGAACACUUGACAACAGAUAUUUGUUGACCAGAGCUGUUUGGAUUCUGUUCUAUGCUCAAUGUACUUACUGUCAUAGGAGAUAUGUAGAGCCUGGGCCGUUUUGGACAGUACCUCUCAUUCACCCUGCCUGAAUGCCAAAUUACAGGGAAACCUAAAGGUUUGAGAUGAAGAGCUUUUCUAUGACAGCUGCCACACGGCUUGGGGCUGAUUGACUCUUCAAAACACUGAUCUCUGGGUGAGAAGAGAUUUGAUGGAGGUCAAAGAUGGAACGAGAACAUUAGCAAGUUGCGGGUUUUAAUUUUCUCCCCUCCCCCACCCCCACCCCGCUUUUUAAUUUUUUUUUGUCUUUACCUUUUCUAAACCAGAGCUUUAUGUGCAUACAACAAGAGUUAUAAUCAACUACAGCUUUGUCCACCAGUGCUGGUCAGUCUUUGCACAUUUGAUGUUUUGGUUGUGUCUGAGGGUAUAGCACAUAGACUGUAAUAAUUUAGAAAUAUGAAAGAAAUUGGGUCUGUCUCACUUAACUUCCAAGCAUCUGAAAAUGGAAGAGCAAUCAGAGUAGGUAGAGAAACUUAACUAAUAGAGAUUCUGUAUUUAAUUGCUUUAGAUACUAUUUAUAUCAUUGGUAUCAUAAAUCUUUCAUGGACAUCAUACAUGGCACAGAAGGGAAGCUUACAGAGAUCAGGGGUAUACAUUAGGGGUAGAGAGUCUUCUGGACAGGCAUCCUAAACAAGUCACUGUAUAUUUUAUGCUGUGAUUUGCCAAAGAAUGUACCAGGGGUCCUCCAAGCCGCUUUCUUCUCUUGUCUAGCAUUAUAGCUGAGCUACCCUGCUCUUUGUGGAAUUUAGAUUAUAAGCUUCUGCAUUUGCUGUUUGUGAUCACUUAGUGAGCUUCACAAGGCAGGCAGGAGCUGGUAAAGUGGAGUAGCUGGCAGCAGCUCUUCCACCUUCAUGAUAUUUGACUGCUGCUGCGAAUGGCUUGUGAGAGAAUCAGACCUAAUAUUGUAGGAAAGCUCGUACACAAACCCAUUUUCAUUGCGUUUGGAAGCUUCUUCCAGCUGAUGUUGAACUCUGCCCCCAUUAUCCCUCCUUACUAUUUGCCUGAUGCAAAUAAUGUAUCAAACAAAAUACUAGAAUGGUACUGGGAGUCUGAAUCAACAGUCUAAAUCAAUGGUUCUCAAACUGCCCUUUAAGAGAUUUUGGACUUCAGCUCCCAGAAUCCCAGACUAUUGCCCAACAUGGCUGAGACUUUUUGGAGCUGAAGUCUAAAAUCCCUUAAAGAGCACAGAUUUGGAGCAGUGGUCUAAAUCUCCUUUUCUAUCCCUGCCUGCUCAUGAAUCUCUUACUUCUCCUUUGACUGUUAUUUGUGGAAAAAGAACAAGCAUGUUUGUUCCUCUUUGUGUUUUUACACAACUUUAGGAAAAUAUCCAUCAUUAAUCCUCUCUUCUCCUUUGUCCAAAAGUUUCAGUGUCUGUCUCCUUUGAUGGUGAACUUCCUAUAUAUAAUUUUGUGAAUUAAUGUGAAGAUGUGUUAAAAUAUUUAUACUAUUUCAAAAGUGUAAUUUGAACUUUGCACAUUGUUAGUAUGAUAAUUUACAUCUUAUUUCAAUCCCUCACCCUGUCAAAAAUAUACCUCUGGGUAAAUGUGUAACUGAAGGUGGCAAGGAAAGAAUAAAUAAAUUAUUUGAAGA
Sceloporus undulatus (fence lizard) is the source of this 4990-nucleotide messenger RNA. RefSeq names its product TNF alpha induced protein 3 (gene TNFAIP3). Lineage: Eukaryota; Metazoa; Chordata; Lepidosauria; Squamata; Phrynosomatidae. Gene Ontology annotation, molecular function: K63-linked polyubiquitin modification-dependent protein binding; zinc ion binding; DNA binding. Gene Ontology annotation, cellular component: nucleus; cytoplasm. The record is from RefSeq and is a predicted model, not a curated record. The transcript is spliced from 10 exons. Gene Ontology annotation, biological process: cytoskeleton organization; protein K29-linked deubiquitination; positive regulation of Wnt signaling pathway. The coding region runs from base 544 to 2970 and encodes 808 amino acids.